This is a messenger RNA of Manis javanica (Malayan pangolin), 688 nucleotides long. It is a transcript of the gene IL22, whose product is annotated as interleukin 22. NCBI's taxonomy places the organism in Eukaryota, Metazoa, Chordata, Mammalia, Pholidota, Manidae. Gene Ontology annotation, cellular component: extracellular region. The record is from RefSeq and is a predicted model, not a curated record.
AUGGCCGCCCUGCAGAAAACUGUGAGCUCUUCCUUUAUGGGGCCUCUGGCUGCCAGCUGCUUGCUUCUCAUUGCCCUCUGGGUACAGGGUGGAGCAGCUGUGCCCAUCAGUUCUCACUGUAGUCUUGACAAGUCCAACUUCCAGCAACCUUAUAUCACGAACCGCACCUUCAUGCUGGCUAACGAGGCUAGUUUGGCAGAUAACAACACAGAUGUCCGUCUCAUUGGGGAGAAACUGUUCAGCAGAGUCAAUAUGAGAGAGCGCUGUUAUCUGAUGAAGCAGGUGCUCAACUUUACCCUUGAAGAAGUGCUGCUCCCCCAGUCUGACAGAUUCCAGCCCCUGAUGCAGGAGGUGGUGCCUUUCCUGGCCAGGCUCAGCAACAAGCUCAGGCAUUGUCAUAUUGCCGGUGAUGAUCAGCAUAUAAAGAGAAAUGUGCAAAAGCUGAAGGACACAGUGAAGAAGCUUGGAGAGAGUGGAGAGAUCAAAGCAAUUGGAGAACUGGAUUUGCUCUUUAUGGCCUUGAGAAAUUACUGCAUUUGACCGUGCAAAGCUGGAAAAUGGAUAGCUAAUGCUUCUUGCCUGUUAGAAUUAACAAGAUCCCCAAAGUUUUCUUUUACUGAAAGGAAAAUGAGAAGCCGAAUUCUAAAAUCAUGGGUGUAUUCUUAAAUAAACCCCUGCUUAGCUUAAA